Messenger RNA from Aspergillus campestris IBT 28561, 831 nucleotides. RefSeq names its product oxidase ustYa family protein. Bases 1 to 831 code for a protein of 276 amino acids. Lineage: Eukaryota; Fungi; Ascomycota; Eurotiomycetes; Eurotiales; Aspergillaceae. The transcript is spliced from 4 exons. The record is from RefSeq and is a predicted model, not a curated record. Gene Ontology annotation, biological process: mycotoxin biosynthetic process.
AUGUCUGGUGACAAGGGUUGCUACGGCGAACCAUUGCCUGAGUCGGAUGCAGAGCGAAGACACUUCCUCGAUAAACAUGAGGAAUUCGUGCCCUUGGCAGUUCAUAACAACCAGCGCAAGUGGUUCCAGCGUGUCAUCAUCAUCCAGUGGAUCGUGAUGGUUAUAUUCUCGCUCAUCCUCAUCACGGUUCCCAUGUCUUUGCGGAACAGGAAGAACUACUGGAUCCCCAAUGAGAUAUACUCCCCGGUACAGGAUCUCAUUCGCUAUAAAACCCGGGUAUUUGACUCCGGCUUCGGUAACCACACGACCAAGUACAUGGGGAGACCAACGAAACAGAACCGCCAGUCGUGGGAGGAUCUAUAUCAAGCCGGUAUCUCGAAGAUCCCAUUGGAACAAGCUGCCAAGCUACCGGUGAAGACGGCUCCCAUUCCCGAAGCCCCGGGAUAUUACGUUGUUGGAAUCGACGUUUUCCACCAGUUACAUUGUUUGAAUCAGCUCCGCCUGAAGGUAUGGGGUGUGGAUGAGCCCCACGGCUCACACGGCGCCAGAGACACUGUUGGCGUAGAAGAGGAGGAGGAGGAGGAGGAGGAUGGACUCCAGGAUAUAGGCCAUUUAGACCACUGCAUUGACUCGCUCCGGCAGAGUCUGAUGUGUUCGUCGGACAUCUCAACCAUCAUCUGGCAAUGGGAUACGAAUACUGGAACUUCUCGACCCCAUGCGAACGUCACCCACACCUGUCGCGACUUCGACGUGAUCCACCAAUGGGCGCUGGAGAAUCAGGCGCCAAAGUGGAAUCAGUCAAUCUAUGUGCCAGAUCCAUUACAGGAGUAG